Hypoxylon trugodes is the source of this 1344-nucleotide messenger RNA. RefSeq lists its product as uncharacterized. The coding region runs from base 1 to 1344 and encodes 447 amino acids. The transcript is spliced from 3 exons. Lineage: Eukaryota; Fungi; Ascomycota; Sordariomycetes; Xylariales; Hypoxylaceae. The record is from RefSeq and is a predicted model, not a curated record.
AUGGGUAUACUAUGGCUCGAGUUCCCAUGUAGGCGCACACCGUACGCUUAUUCUGAUAGUCAUAAAUGUGUCGAGUUCGUCAAGAGCCAGCUCGAGUUGUGCAAUGGCCAUGCUGAAUGUGGCGAUGACGCGGAUACGGCUCUCGCGUUCCCGAAAACUAAGGGGUCUGCCCGGAAGCCAAGCCGGCUAUUGAAGAUCACAGACACUGGAGACGAUCUAGGAGUCUUAUUGGUGCAAACAUCAAACAUCGAGUACGAAUACACAGCAUUAAGCUAUUGCUGGGGAGAUAAAAAGGCAGCGGAGAACAUGCCGAAGACGACUCGACACAAUUUCCAAGAACUGACAACGAAAGGUCUUGUUGUCUCUUGUCUUACGAAUACCUUCCGGGAUGCUAUAGAUCUGACUUUCAAGCUUGGAUGGGAAUAUAUCUGGAUUGAUGCGUUCUGUCCGAGUCCUCACGAGGCCAUAUACGGGCCAUUGUUGAAGAGGCAAGACAGCAUGAGUUAUGGAGAAAAGGGGAACAAUAAAUUUGGAUUAGGGGGGACCUUCAAGACAGAAUAUCAAAAGAUAGCACGCUGGGGUAACGACCUGGAGAGAUUAAAAUUCUGGCAUGAUAUUGCAGCACAAUUCAGCUCGAGGGACAUUACACGACCCUUGGACAGGGUGCCAGCAUUAGCUUCGAUCGCUAGGCAAAUGGAUAUGCCGGGCGAGUUGGGCAGGUAUCUCCGCGGACUGUGGGAGGAUACUCUGCCACGCGGGCUGUUGUGGUGGUCGGAAUACACCGACACAAAUCGAUUUUAUCACCAAGACCCUCAAAAACCGACGCAUGUAAGGCCUAAAGGGACCUACAUCCCUUCAUGGUCAUGGCUUUCUGUGGAAGGCCGUGUCAGUACAUGGGGACGGGGGCAGCAGUCGUUGGUAACAAACAUGGAUAUCUGCUAUAAUUUAUUGGGCGAAGAUCCGUAUGGUAACUUUGGGGAAACGACAAUUACCCUCACCGCAAAGACUUCAUCGAUUAAAAUCCGCUUCGAAUUAGAAAACAGUUCAUAUCCCGUAUAUGUGCAACGGGAGGGUUCCGAAAAGAAACACCUAUUCCUUCCGGAUACACAACCCUUUGAAUUUCCAGCGGAAGAACUAUCAAAGCUUCAUCUGGUUGCGCUGCAGUUCAGCCUUGACGGUAUUACGUAUGAAGAUCCGCGUCGGCCGCGGCUGAGGAUCAACGCUUUGAUAUUAAGACGAGAGGCGGAGGGAUCCGCUAGGUGCAAGCGCAUCGGCAUAGCAGAUGUCACUGAGGAGGCUUUCUCGGACCAUGAUUUUAAAUGGGAAUCUAUUGUCCUAACUUGA